Molecule: messenger RNA, 4072 nt
Organism: Dalotia coriaria
Lineage: Eukaryota; Metazoa; Arthropoda; Insecta; Coleoptera; Staphylinidae
Gene: mGluR
Product: metabotropic Glutamate Receptor
Exons: 14
Coding region: 210-3011 (933 amino acids)
Biological process (GO): G protein-coupled glutamate receptor signaling pathway
Cellular component (GO): plasma membrane
Molecular function (GO): adenylate cyclase inhibiting G protein-coupled glutamate receptor activity
Source: RefSeq, a predicted model, not a curated record
CCAGCGCCAGCCGUCGCAGGCACUCAACAAAACGCGCGUAAUAUUACGCUUUUAAAUCGAACAUAACCACACAAAAACUUUUCAACAUAACCUCAAUUUAUUACUACUGGAUUCAAUUCGAUAGGAAAAUUUUAUGCAAUUUUUUUUGUUUCAAGUGUAAAAGUGAUUAAUGCUUAAGUGAUUAAAUACAAUGUAAUAUAGUGAGAGUAAUGCUGAAGAUGUUGAUGAUGCUGGUGCUGGUCCUGCUCGCGAUCGGCGGUGCGCGAUGCGCGUUAGAAGCCGAAAGAAAAUUGUUACGAAUUAAUGGCGAUAUUAUCCUCGGUGGUAUUUUCCCAAUGCACGAGCAAAUCAGCGGCAAUCCGGACUUUCCGUGCGGUGCGGUUAAAGAAGAGAAGGGCAUGCAGAGGUUAGAGGCGAUGUUGUACGCCAUUGACGAGAUCAACGAAAGUCCUGACCUUUUACCGAAUGUCACUCUGGGCGCGCUCAUCAUCGACUCCUGCAGCAGUGACACGUAUGCACUGGAGCAGAGCAUGGAGUUUGUUCGUUCCUAUAUGAAUCAGGAUAUGUCAGAGUAUAAAUGUGAAUCUGGCCAGCCGCCAGUCUACGUGCCUCACAAACCGGUGACAGCCGUCAUUGGGGCGUCCUUCAGCGUCGUGUCCAUUAUGGUAGCCAAUAUUCUACGACUAUUCAAGAUUCCUCAAGUGAGCUACGCGUCGACAAGCACCGAGCUCUCGGACAAGUCGCGCUUCGAGUACUUCUCGCGUGUCGUGCCGCCGGACAAUUUCCAGGCGCAGGCGAUGGUGAGCAUCAUCAAGGAACUCGGAUGGAAGUAUGUCUCCACUGUUGCCGUCGAAGGCGAAUAUGGAGAAAAGGGAAUUGCAUCUUUCAUCUCCUAUUCAGCUGCUGCGGAUAUUUGUAUUGCUGCCACCGAGAAAAUCCUCCGAAAUUCGCGCACCGACGAUUUCGACCGAAUCAUCGAGCGAUUAACUCUCAAACCGCAAGCGCGCGCUGUCGUUCUAUUCGUGGAUGAAGAUAACACUCGAAAAUUGUUACAAGCUUCAAUCAGAGCGAACAGAACGGCGCACUUUCUGUGGAUUGGUAGCGAUUCCUGGGGAGCUAAGGUGCAUCCAGUGCGCGACCAAGAGUGGGCUGCUGAGGGUGCGAUUACCAUAUUGCCACAUCGCAACGCCAUUAAAGAGUUCGACGAAUAUUACAUGUCGCUCAUCCCGAAGAUGGACCGCGAUUCCUGCAACUACAUCAAUAGCACUCUGCAUAAAAAGAAGAACGGCGUUGGCAAGCGCAUCAAUUGUCGAAAUGUGUGGUUUCGAGAGUUCUGGAGCCAGCACAACAAGUGUAGUUUUGAUCCGGCGAGUAAUGGCGAUGGAAGUGACGGCAAUCAACGGAAAUGCAUCGGCACCGAGACCAUCAGCGACUACGAGCAGGAGGGCUUAGUGCCUUUCGUUGUCGAUGCGGUGUACGCCGCCGCACAUGCCAUUCACAAUCUGAUCGAAGAGGAAUGUGGUCAACCGUUCCAUCUGUGUGAGGCCCUGCGCCCAGCUCCCCUAGGACCGCAAGUGCUCAAGUCUAUCAGGAAUGUGACAUUUACUGGUCGUCAACGGACGGAGGUUCGUUUCAACACUGAUGGAGACGCAUUCGGAAGUUAUAAUAUUUAUCAGUAUCAGAAGCACGACGAUGGUAAAUACGACUACAAUCAAAUCGGUUCUUGGAAAGAAUUGGCCCCAACGAGGGGCAAAGAAAUUUCCUCCACUCCACUUACAAUGCAGAAAAAAUUGGAUCUAAACGUCGCUCAACUGCAAUGGCGCGAAUCGGACACAAUCCCGACCUCCACGUGUAGUCAUCCCUGUCCAUCCGGACACAUCCGGAAUUAUCAAGAUCAAUGCUGCUGGAUAUGCGUGGCGUGCCGUGAUGAUGCGUACGUGUACAACGACACGUGCAAAUCGUGCGCGCCUGGAUGGGCGCCCAACGUGAACAAAACCGACUGUGUGAAGCUGGAGGCGCAUGUUAUUGACUGGUUGGAUCCAUGGGCGUUGGUGCCGCUAAUCUUCAGUGCGGUGGGCAUUUUGGGAACGAUCUUCACCGCAUGCGUUUUCAUCCGGUACAACCGCACGCCUGUAAUCAUGGCGUCUGGCCGCGAGUUGUGCUACGUGCUACUGAGUGGCAUCCUCUGCUGUUACUCAAUGUCCUUUAUUAUCCUUGCGAAACCGACGGUUGAAUCCUGUGCCGUUAUGCGGAUUGGCCUCGGGCUCUGUCUGAGUAUCUGCUACAGCGCGAUCUUCACCAAGACGAAUCGUAUCUCAAGGAUCUUCAAUCGUGGGGUCAAGAGCAUCAAACGUCCGGUUUAUACCUCGCCUAUUUCUCAGGUUGCCAUUGCGUUAGGAAUUGUUUCGGUGCAAUUGAUCGGGGCCAUUGCCUGGUUGAUUGUGGAUAGACCAGAUGUGCGUGAGAUUUAUCCCUAUCCGCUAACAGCAGUGCUCACAUGUCGUGUGUCAACGUUUGCGUUGAUUAUGUCGCUCGUGUACAACAUGAUACUCAUUAUUUUGUGCACGUGGUAUGCGUUCAAGACGCGCAAGAUUCCAGAGAACUUCAAUGAAGCAAAGUACAUCGGCUUCACGAUGUAUUCGACGUGCAUUGUUUGGCUGGCAUUUUUACCCAUCUAUUUUGGCACAAACAACGACUACACGAUUCAAAUCGUCAGCGUAUGCAUGUGUCUGAACAUCAGCGCAACAGUGGCCCUCGGCUGUCUAUUUACGCCGAAAGUUUAUCUGGUGCUCUUCCAGCCGUACAAGAAUGUCCGACAAGGCAACGGCAACCAGGGAGGCGCCACCGAGCGACCGGCGUACAGCAUGCGGUUCGCCGGGCCGCGCUCGCAGACCGUGCAGUCGAUGACGAGCAAUUCGCGCUCGCCGAAAUUGGGCCAGCAGCAGCGGCAUGCCAACGGCGAUCCCAACGCUCUCCCAAGCCCCAGCAUAGAGGAGAGUUCCCUCAGCUAAAUCCCGAAGCGCUUCAAUUGCCGCCGGCAACGUCGCAAGCGACACGCUACGCAACUGUGCGUCACGCAUCAGACGUCACGUCCGGAGACGCUCUUACAUCAACAAGCGCCGCAAGGAUUGAACGCCAUCGAUGAUUUGCUCGAAACUGCAGUAUAGCACACUAUGUACUUCACUUUCGACAUCAAAUCAAAUCUUAGCAUGUACCUAAUAACUCCCAACACACGGGAGCUAUAAAAUUACUUAAAAUACUCUUUGACAUGUAGCGAUAGCGGUUGAAACAAGUCUUCUUGAUAAAAAGAGUCCAAAAGCAUUUCGUUUGCAAAAUUAUCUCGGAUCUGUUACUUCUCGUCCAAAGCGGAGUAUUGGAUUCGACGUUGAGCCCUUUUUGCAACCGGGACGCGUCCGGGGAUGGUAUUCCAAGACGAUUUGUUUCGUCCAAAUUACACUACAUAAAUUAAGACUGCAACAAACUCUUUCUUGUACACAUUGUAAAUACAAAACAAUUAAACAGAUGUAUAUAUUCUAGCGAUUGGACAAAACGAACUUCCUUUACAUUUUAAGUAGAACAAUCAAUAUAUCUACCUAUAUACGAAUAAAAAACAGAUAGUAGUAAUAUAAAGCAGUAUUAUUACAAAACUAAAAAUACUCGUAAUUUCACAUCACGCUUAACCAACAAGAAAUCGUUUUGUUCCUAUUUGUAUAUAACUUCGUGCCUAUUCAGAGUACAUAACCUAGUCUAAGUCAAACAUUAGCACAAAGUGUUCGAUACAAGUUUUGACUAUAAGCUGUUAUCCAUGGCCGACUCAUUUCUUACGUAGACGAAAAUAUCGAUCGUAUCAUUUUGUAAAUUGCAUUUUAUCGGAAAUCCUGCGACAGACAGGGUUUUACUUGACGAGCUGGGGUGCUAACUGUAAACACAAUAAAACAAAUACUCUUCGGUGUCUAUGGAAUGAUGAUUUGUCAAUGUUUUAAUCAACUCUAAGUCGAACGUAAUAAGUAAUCGUGUCUAACAUGUAUGAAUGUCAAUUUUUAGAUAAAUUAUCUAACGACUCAAUUUUACU